This is a messenger RNA of Penicillium salamii, 975 nucleotides long. The record is from the annotation of a GenBank genome assembly. Lineage: Eukaryota; Fungi; Ascomycota; Eurotiomycetes; Eurotiales; Aspergillaceae.
AUGCCUUUCGCAGUAUGGUGUGACAACUGCAAACCGCACCCCGUCAUAAUCGGCCAAGGUGUGCGCUUCAAUGCAGAGAAAACCAAAGUCGGGAAUUACUACUCAACCCCCAUCUACACUUUCCGCAUGAAACACACCGUCUGCGGCGGCACCAUCGAGAUAAAAACCGAUCCCCAGAACACCGCAUACAUUGUCACCGAGGGUGGACGCAAGCGAGAUCUUGGAGAAGACAAGCCCCUCCAACCAGGCGAAAUCGCCAUCAAGCCCUACGCCUCGAACCAAGAUCCAGCGGAGAAGGACCCUUUCUCGAAGCUUGAAAACAAGAUAGAGGACAAGACUCGCGCCAAGACAGAGGCCAACCGCAUCCUCGAGCUCCAGAAGGCCCGCGACAGGGACUGGGACGACCCAUACACCAAGAACCAGAAGCUACGCCAGCAUUUCCGACAGGAGCGCAAGAGUCUCGAAAAGAAAGAUGCUGCUAAGGAAGCCCUGAAAGAAAAGUUCAGCAUUGACACUGAGAUACUCGACAUGACAGACGCAGACCGUCAGAAAGCGAGUGAAGUCCAUUACGGUGGAGACGCUGAAGCCAAGGAACUUCGCGAGGAGCGCGCCAUUCGUCUCAAACCCCUGUUUCCACCGCAUGAUUCUUUGCGCAAACCCAACCAUCCCGCCAAGCAUCGCACCACCCGCAAGGCCGAUUUGGUCGCCGCUCACAAAGCUGCCUGGCGCAGCGACAUCCUUGCAAAGGCUCGGGCUGAUAGAAAUCCUUUCGGUGGUCUGGAUGACCUGGAUGAUUGGACCGUCCAGAAGAAGCCUAGAAUUUCCCGGCCGUCUGGGCCUUUGGUCCGUGGGAAGCCCGUCAUCAAACCACAUGCUUCAUCCGCUGCUCCUGCAUCCAAGCCUGAUCACGAAACUGAGGCCCUAGCAGAUGCCUCCAAGACUCCACUUGUGGACUACCCUUCUGAUUCGGAGUAA